UCAGAGGCUGUCGGACGCCGGGUAGCUUGUCAAAUGAGAUCCUUGCAAUUGUUAAGUAAUUCCUCUCACACCGGUCAUCCUUUAACACAGACGGCGAGGCUCGACGGACUAAAACAGCGGCAGACAUGUCGUACUGCAGGCAGGAGGGCAAAGAUCGCAUCAUCUUUGUGACCAAGGAGGACCAUGAGGCACCCAGCAACGCUGAGCUCAUCGCAGAUGACCCCAAUGAUCCUUAUGAGGAACAGGGUCUGAUCCUGCCAAAUGGUGACAUCAACUGGAACUGCCCCUGCCUGGGCGGCAUGGCCAGCGGACCGUGUGGCUCUCAGUUCAAGGAGGCCUUUUCCUGCUUCCACUACAGCAAGGAAGAGGUGAAAGGCUCAGAGUGUAUUGACAACUUCCGCAACAUGCAGGAGUGCAUGCAGAGGUACCCUGAGCUCUAUCCUCAGGAAGAAGAUAAAGAAAGCUCCUCCCAAGCAGAAUCCAACUCUGCCUCCGCUGCCCCGACUGAGGGCUCUGCCUUACCUCCUGAAACUGACUCAACCCCAGCCGCUUCAACAUCCGAAGCUGUCUCAUCUGACAGCACGUCGCCUACAGACAACCAGACUGCCAGCUAAGGUCCAUCAGUUGUCAUUCAGGCCUCUCUGUGUGCGAGCACUGCCCGGCAUCACUGACUCUCUGUGAGGAGCUGUGAUCAGUCGCUCUUCCUGUUUCAGCCUGCAGAGAGGGCUUACUGACACAGCUCUGACUGCCCGUGGGUGAUAUUUACAGGCUCCAGGGAAGGACUUUGUGAAUGCUGAGAAACAUAGCGUAUGUGCAGAAUGAUAGGCUGCUUUGUUUGGUGAGCACUCAGAAAUCAUUAAAUAAUAUGAUUUAAUAACAGCGGGCCAAGCCGUUUGCUGCAGGGACAUUAGUUGAAAGACUCACUUUAUAUGCAAUAAUUUAAUUUGCUGCGUGUUUUCAAUCACAAGAGCUUCGUUAUGUGUGUUGUCCUGUUAAUGCCGGCGGGUCAGGAGUAUCACUUAACACUGAUUUAUCUCUAAUUUUUCAAUCAGACAGAAAUUCAAGCAGUAAUCACUCAAUUUAUUGAUGGGAGCGUUGUUCUGCUUUUCUUGUUCAGUUUUGACAUCAAUUUAACAGUUUAAUCCCUUUUGCGUUCCAUCACUUGAGAGACCAAAACACAUGGAAUUGGUAAGAAAACAAGGCUAGUGUUUCGAGGGCUGGGUAUCAGUAUGCGACACCUUCAAGGAACUGACCAAAAUAACCCCGUACCAAGUAUUGUCAAGACUUCUCCAUUUCUGAUUCUGAUUCUGAAACAGUACCUGCAUUUGAUCCGUCUUGUACCCAGAUCUAGAAAAAGUUGACUAUACGAUUUUGCUCGCUGCCAAUCACUACAAGCAUCCUUCAGUUUAAUGUAAAGUGUGAUUGGCCGACUACCACAGAAGCUACAACCUGUACAGUCUGUGGUGUGGUGAAGCCGAACGCGGUGUAUUUGUAGGUCAAAUGAAGUCGGGGAAAAAAAAGGUAUCAAAGUACUCUUUCUGUAUUACUUUAAGGGUACUGAUAUUGCAAUUUUUUAAAAAUAAUACCCAGUCCUAACGGUUUCAACUAAUAUUAAGAGAUGCUCUUAGCUGUUUGUUGACAUCUUGUAGUAACUUUAGGGUCUCCAUCUCCAUCUGUUGCCGUAUGAACAAUAAUUUUCAUAUUUCAUUGAUGCUGUAUCCGGCCUAGACCAAAGUGGUGUGUCACAUUUAACUGUCACUGCAUAAACAUUUUUGUCGUUUAAACACUGUCUGGAGUCUCCAGUUGGAUGCUGUGGUCACCAUGAAGUGACAUUUAGGCCUUAAAAAAACUUGAUGUUUUUUUCUCAGAUGUGUCCAGAUUAAAAUUGUCCAACAAUU
Messenger RNA from Plectropomus leopardus (leopard coralgrouper), 1898 nucleotides. It is a transcript of the gene chchd4a, whose product is annotated as coiled-coil-helix-coiled-coil-helix domain containing 4a. Gene Ontology annotation, molecular function: protein-disulfide reductase activity. Gene Ontology annotation, biological process: protein import into mitochondrial intermembrane space. Lineage: Eukaryota; Metazoa; Chordata; Actinopteri; Perciformes; Serranidae. Gene Ontology annotation, cellular component: mitochondrial intermembrane space. The record is from RefSeq and is a predicted model, not a curated record.